Microbotryum saponariae is the source of this 4565-nucleotide messenger RNA. Lineage: Eukaryota; Fungi; Basidiomycota; Microbotryomycetes; Microbotryales; Microbotryaceae. The record is from the annotation of a GenBank genome assembly.
AUGAGCCUCUCUCCCCCACCACACCCAACCGCCGCAGCGAGCGCCGCCACCAAUGCCGAGCCCGCUCCCGACCUGGAAACAAGUCCUUACCGAGACACGUCUCGGUCAGAGUCUCACCUUGAAGGCAGCCUUCACAAAUCCUCGAUCCGUUCUGGGCUGCAACACGCCGGCGGCCAUCCGGCACCGUUCGAGCACGACGAUGAUCAUGACACGGUCCGUCCGCUUCCGCAUAGUGAUAGCACUACGCGUCAACGAGACUUAUAUGUAGACUAGCCAACUGAGCUCACGCGAACUUUCACUCCAACUCAACAGUUUCAUCAGAUGCUCAGCAUACAUCUCGAUCAGCCAGUCGGGUCCAUGUCAAUCUCCCCGUCGAAUCGAGAUGUCGCUCUCGGCGCUCGGAAAGGUCUCUUCAUCGUCGACCUUCAGAACCCGUGGGAUCCACCCCGGUUCCUACCCCAUCAUUCUCCUUGGGAAGUCGCGGAUGUUCAGGUCAGUCCUCUAUUCCCUCUCCUUCGCAUGCUUGGUUCAGAUCACCUUCUGCGCCAAAACUCGUUGAAACUGGCCACUGAAACUCUAGGUAAUCGGUGCAGUGGAAUCCGUUUCCAGCCCGCAGUGAAUGGGUCGUCUCAACAUCUUGCCAACAAGUCAUCGUCUACAAUCUCAACUUCUCGCCGUCGUUGGCUAGUUCACAUAUCGAGCACACCCUUCAUGCUCACACGCGAGCGUGUACGGACAUCAACUGGUCGCCUGGGUGUGCAGAAAUAUUGGCCACCUGUGGUCUCGAUGGCUGGGUGUUCAGUUGGGACCUACGUACCGGUUAUGGCGGAGCUCGAAAACCGGUCUGGGGCGUCUGUAGCUGGGGAUCAGGCGCCACGCAGGUCAAGUGGAAUCGUCGAGAGCCGCAUAUCAUCGCGUCGGCGCACGACAACAAAGUCCUCGUAUGGGAUGAUCGUUUUGGGGCUGCACCCGUCACGGAGAUUAGAGGCCAUGACGCCAAGAUCUACGGCAUCGACUGGUCGCGAAAGGAUCCGAAGAACCUCAUCACUUGUAGUUUGGACAAGUCGUUCAAAUCGUGGAACUUGGAUAGCCCGUCGCAGUCGCUGCUAGCGGUCCAGACAUCAUCGCCUGUGUGGAGAGCCAGGUUCUUGCCCUUCGGCGAUGGCGUGCUCACCCUUCCUCAAAGGACUGAUCACGGAUUGAGUAUCUGGGGAUUGGACAGGGUAGUGCAAGGACGCACGGCCGAACCAGUCGCUCGGUUCGAAGGUGCGCGGGAGGGAGUCAAGGAGUUCGUCUGGAGGACGCGCGGCGGGGCCGAUCUCAACAUUGAUGAUCGCCAAUUCCAGCUCGUCACCUGGGCGAAAGAUCGGCAGCUGAGGCUUUGGCCGAUUUCUGACGAGAUCAUGCGAGACGUUGGCCACGAGAAGGGUUCGCCGAUCACAAUUCCGAUGACUCGACGAGGCGGUGCAAAUAUUUCCUAUCGCACGUACACGGACACGAUCACGGCUCCUCCGCCACCUUUCUCGAUUGUGCCUUCUCCAGCGCCCGCGGUUCCGCGCCACCUGAUGACCGGGCCGUCACUGCUUUCGGCAACUUUACCGAAUGCCACAUCUCCUAGUUCCUCGCUUCUUGCAUCCUCGUUGCUGGCCGCGAAGCAGCACCCCAUCGCACCGCCGCUCAUUCAUUCGGCACCUCCUCUUUCCGCCGAACUGCGGUCCGGGGCAGCAACCAUGACAACAUCGAGUGUGCGCAGCCGCAAACAGAAAGCACAUGCCCGACUGGCAUGGAUGGAAGGCGUCAGAAUCAUCAAGGCACCAACCGCAGCUCCGCAGUCAGACCUCGAUGCCAUCAACGCUGCCUCGUGCGAACGCACCAGCGAGAAUGGAGAUUCAAGAACGCAGACUCGGUCGAGCUCGUUGCAACGCGGGACCGACGGUGGCACGGCUCGCGAAGGCGGCGAGACGGAACGCGCGGAUAGCGUUCUGUCUCCCGGUUCGACGAAAACAGGAACCGCGCAUGCGAAGGACUCUCAGUUCUCGAAUCUGGGAGAGGAAUUUACAACGCUUACGCGGAAAUUUCCCCGCGUGCGCUUCGAGAAGUGCAGUGUUGCAAGUCGAUCCUGCACCGUGUCCCUCUACAGUCCAUUGUUCUUGCGGGCAACCUUCACUUUUCCGCGGCAGUACCCACACUCGGCGCCUCCCUCUAUCGAACUUGAACGCAACGCUGACGUAACGCUCAAAUCUAGAGCGGCACUGCUUCAAGGCGUGCGGAAAUUGAUGGCGGGACGCGCUCAGCGAGGCGCUCACUCGCUCGAACCGGCGCUUCGUUUCUUGCUCGGCGAUCGGUCGGUUCUUGACGAGACGCGCGAGUUGGUUGGAGAGGACGAUGAUGAUGACGAAGUCGACGAUGCGCUUGAAGAUGGCGUCACCGGCAACGUGCCGGCCGGAGUGGUCCGUCUCAACCUACGCGUCAAUGUUCCCCCUCCUAGGCGAUGCGGUGCAAGCUUUGGGGCGCGCGGUCAGCUUGUCGUCUUCUUCCCACUCGACAUAUUGGACGGCCCAGUCGGCAUCGAACAUGGUCCAGCGCCCUCUGAGAAUGUGGACCGAUCAGAUACCCACCCGCAUGCGGUAACAAGGCUCUCCGAAGCGUUCGGAGCAGUAGCAACCGAGCCUCGCCAAGCGUCCUAUCAGGAGACCGACGAGGCGCUACAACUCGUCACUGAACACACUAUGCGCGCAUCUGCAACGCUCGACGCGCUACCUUUCCCGUCGGGAGAUCAGCAGAGUACCCCAGCCUUCAGCACGCUCGUCAAGAUCAAGAAUGUGGCACAUCUCGAUCUAUCUCGUGGCGGGCGUGCCGUGUGCCCACUCCAGGACGAUCUGGUCGCGGUGACUCGCGCGGCUGCACUCAGCUCUGCCGAGGACAACGACUUGCUCUUGGUCAAAGUGUGGAGCUCGCUCGAGUGCCUCCUGCAGGCAGGCAGCGAAUCUUCCGAGGUCGGGAUGGGCGAAAUCAGUUCGCUACUUGCAGAAAUGCUGCCCAAUGUGAUGGCUUUUCUGGUCCAUCUCCGAGACCUCGCGACUCUUGGGGUUAUCGCUUGUCUACUCGAGGCGCUCACUCGGUAUGAUAUGGCCACCUCCGAGAACUCUAUCGUAGACGCCGAACCCCCAACUGUCGACUACUUCAGUCAUAGGAACGUUUCAACGUCGGGUUCGGGAGAUGGGACCCCGUUCGACUCUCGCCAGACUCCGCUAGCGAGUAGGGGAGCCUUUGGUACCGCGCGACCGAGUAGCUCUUCUCCCAAGCCAUCAUGGGCUAACCUCUCGGGAUUCUUCAACAACACGGUGCUGUCACUUCGCAGCGGUGUGUCCAAUGCCUCACCAGGAUCGCUAGAUCGGCCCGUCCACCUCGCACGACCAGCCUCAAUGUCUUCCCUCAAUCUGCUAGCAACGGCCAACACACCUCGAUUCUCACCAUCGACCAAGGCAUCAAAGCGGAUGAUGCCAGAGGACGCGGAGCCGAUGGAGGCUUUCCCCUUGAACAGCGGCGAGACGAGGCCCUUGUUCUCAAAGCAGCCUAUUCUCAGAACGAGUCGAACAGGCAAGGCGUCCCCGAGCGUGGUGACUUUUGGGGAAACAAGUGUCGCCCUCAUCAGCGGCAAUGGCCCUAAUCCAGCUCCAAAUCAAGCCGGUGUAAGACGUGCUAGGCCAUGCGGUCGUGGCGAAGGGGGUGGGCGAAUCAUUGCCGUUGCGUACUCAACUUCGUCUCGCAUCUUGUAAGCGUGUCGCCUUCCACAAAUGACUUUCUCGUCCUGAUCUAAUUGUACACGAACCAUGGCUCCCACAGACGAAAGCCUGCCUGGUGGCUUAGCGACCGCGCACGCCUUGAGCUGGAGCUCCUUCGGCUUGCCUACGCCGACCUACUACAUCGCUGGGGCUUUCACAACGAGCGACUACGCGUCCUGAAGUAUUGUUCUUCUGUCACCAAGCCCAUCUCUUCGCGCCGGGGGUUCGCUACAGAAAUCAUAGCCAAGGGAAGUGGACUCGGGCCCAACUCUUCCAUUUGUGAGCCUCAAUUCUUGACAAUCGUUUUGCGCAGCACAAAUCGGAGGUUCACGUCUCGACGCCCUAUUUACCUGUUCCCACAGCGAUUCACCGCGCAUGCUCAAGUUGUCGCUCCAUUGCCAAGGCGACGAGCAAGGCAUCUCGUCCUUGCAACCAUCGACCCGAAACGAGGCCACCCUCGUGUUCGCUAUGUCACCUCCCAGUAACUUGUCAGUCUCCGCUUUUUUCACCCCCGUACGGAAUCAUACGAGCGCUUUUCACUGAAUUACGCAUUGCGUGCAUUUGACGAGGGCACAAAAAGCACUUUCGUCCACUUGCCUUCUUUGCGCGCACGUCGCCCACACGUCAUGCUCUCGCGCGUGGUUCGCAUCGGAGUCGGUGUGCGCCACGGGGUGUGGAUGCGAUUGCUUGAACUCGGGUGGAAUCGCCGGUAUUUUUGUGGUGAGAGACUCCCACUCGGAGAACGUGUCUCAACAAUUGAUUAUGCGUUGCCAGUCGUAG